Molecule: messenger RNA, 2648 nt
Organism: Salvia splendens (bonfire salvia)
Lineage: Eukaryota; Viridiplantae; Streptophyta; Magnoliopsida; Lamiales; Lamiaceae
Product: receptor-like protein 19
Exons: 2
Coding region: 9-2513 (834 amino acids)
Molecular function (GO): protein binding
Source: RefSeq, a predicted model, not a curated record
UAAAGCAAAUGUCUCAAAUCAUUUCCCACCGUAGUAUCCUUGCAAUGGCUGUUUCUUUGCUUAUCCGCCUCUUCUUCUUCUUCGUCUUCGUCUUCAUAAUAUCUGUCGAUGGCCAAUGCCGCGAUGAUCAAAAAAAAUUAUUACUUGACCUCAAGAGCGAAUUAGUAUUCAACUCUUCUUCCUAUUCGGCUCGUUUCUUGAUGUGGAAUGAGAGGGAUGAUUGUUGCAAUUGGAGCGGCGUGGAAUGUGAUAAUGAGUCGGGUAGAGUCAUGAGUUUGCUCUUGAAGAACCAGGGGAUCUCGGGCGGAAUUGGUGAGAUUCCUAACCAAUUCCAUCGUCUUACAAAUUUGAAACUACUUUAUUUGUCACAAUCCGGCUUCAUGGGACCAUUUCCAUCCACGCUUGCUAACUUGGCAAACCUAGUUAUACUGGAUUUGUCAAGCAACUUCCUCACUGGUUCAAUUCCUUCAUUUCAUAAAUGCAAGAAUCUUGAAUCUAUAGACCUUAGUGAUAAUAAUCUAAUGGGCUCACUUUCUCGCUUCCAUUUUCAAGGUCUUACAAACCUCGUCUUAUUAGAUUUAAGCCACAAUUCAUUGAACGGCUCCAUUCCUCACCAUCUUUUCGCGCUGCGUUCACUUGGUUUUCUUGAUCUAUCCAACAACCAAUUCAGUGGACAAAUCGAAGAUUUUCCCAUGGAAAAUCAGUCUAGCAUUAGUUGGCUAGAUUUGAGUGGUAAUAGGAUUGGAGGCCCUAUUCCUAACUUCUUCUUCCAUCUUCAAAGCAUGUGGGGUCUCAGGCUUUCUAACAACUUGUUCAAUGGGACUUUUAAACUGGAUAAGAUUCGAAGCCUUACAAGUCUUUCGGAACUUACUCUUUCUAACAACAACUUAUCAGUUGACACAACCAACAUGAGUUCACAUGGAUACACCAACUUAGAAAGGCUACUCCUGUCGUCGUGCAAGAUGUACAGUUUCCCGAAUCUUAGAAAUGUAUCGUAUUUGUUAGAUUUGGACCUCUCGAAUAAUUAUAUGGGAGGAGCUAUUCCUAACUGGAUUUGGGAGAUUGAAGUUAUGAGCUUGAAUCUCUCUCUUAAUCAUCUGACAGAUUUCGAAAAGCCUUACCGUAUACCUCAUACUAUUAGAACACUUGACUUGCACUCUAACCUGUUCAGCUGUGAGUUUCCCUUGCUUUCACAAUCAAACCAAUCUAUCUUGGUUUCCACCAAUUUGUUUUUUCUCGCGGACAAUAGCCUAACCGGAGUGAUUCCAACCUCCAUAUGCAGUAUAUCUCGACUUGUGGUUCUCGACUUGUCUUUCAAUAACUUAAAUGGUAGCAUACCUCGCUGCCUAUUGGAAAAGAGUAGUGACCUUACAGUUCUCAAUAUUAGGGGAAACAAUAUAAGUGGUUUUAUCCCUGAUGCAAUGAGAGGGAAUUGUGUCCUAGAAACCUUUGAUGUUAGUGACAACAAUUUAGGAGGGAAGAUUCCAAAGUCUUUGGAAAAUUGUAAUGAAUUAGCAGUGAUGAAUGUUGGAAACAACAACUUUGAUGGUAACUUCCCUUGCAUGGCACUGCCGGUGAGCUUGAAGGUUCUUGUGUUGCGCGGCAACAGAUUCCAUGGAGAGUUAAGAUGCAGUAAGAGUUGGCCGGAUCUUCAAAUUUUGGAUAUAUCUUCAAAUAAUUUCAGUGGCACUUUGAAUCUGAUAAACUUCUCAAGUUUGAGAGGAAUGAUGCUACAAAGUAGAGCACAUUUAAGGCCUACCCGUUCAGCCUCUGAUAUUUUAAGUGCAGACAAUUUUUAUCGGGAUGAGGUGACAAUAACGGUGAAAAAUGUAGAAGUGAAGCUUGUGAAGAUUUGGCCUGACUUUACAUCCAUUGAUUUGUCUUCCAAUCGUUUUCGAGGAGAAAUACCAGAUGCAAUUGGUAAUCUUAGCUCACUCUAUCUUCUCAACUUAUCCCACAACUCUAUCAGCGAUGCAAUCCCGAGAUCAUUGGGUGCCUUGACAGAGCUUGGGUCGCUCGACCUCUCUUCAAACAAGCUCACCGGAAGAAUACCAGAGGAGCUUGCCAAACUCACUUUCCUUUCAGUUUUGAACUUGUCAUACAAUCAUCUCACUGGACUGAUCCCAACUGGCACUCAGUUUCAAACGUUUUCGGCAGAUUCAUAUGUAGGAAACGCGGGGUUAUCUGGUUUCCCACUUAACGGAAGUUUCAACAACCCUCAUCGGCCUGGUCCAUCGCCAUCAGAUGAUUCAGAACCAAAGGAUGAGGAGAUUGAGUGGGAAUAUGUGUUUGCUGCAUUUGGUUAUGUUGUGGGAUUUGGAAGCAUUGCAUGGACACUGCUAUGUUGCAGAAGCUUGAGAGAAAGAUACUUUGAGAAGAUAGAAGAGGUUGCUGACAAGUUAUUCUAUGAGAGAGGAAGGAGAAAAAGAUAUGAAAGAAGAGUAAGAAGAAGAAGAGAAGAGAAGAAGAGAAGAGAAGAGAGGAGGAAUGGGCUUAGGAGACAUCAUCUGUGAGGUUGAUUGUGCAAUUUGGUUUGUGGUGUGAACUUUCUUUUUCCAAUGUGUGUUUUUUUUGUCUGCUCAAAACUUCUAUGGUAUAAUUGUGUUUUUGUAUCUUAUUUUAUAAAUAUAUCUUAUUAUUAUUAUUAU